AAUUACUUUACCAGAAUAGUAUCAUGACUAAGUUAAGAUGGUGCCAAAGUUGUACGGUUUGUUGUUUAGCUUAUUGACUGUGUCUUCAUCUGUUACACCGAGUUUCGAUUUGGAUUUCGAGUUGCCCGGUGACCGAUGGACCUUUAGGAAUGCAAAACGUCUUGAUGAGGAAGACGGGAUCUGUUUGCGAAUAAAACCAUCCACCAAAGAUAUAGUGAGAAGAUUUUAUGCCAUAUUACCAUAUUUCGACAAAGAACACGCAAAUGCGGCCUUUCUCCACAAGUUCCGGGGUACAGUAUACGGGAUGUCGGAGGGGGAAGACAUCCUGGAUCGGGAAGCGGCCUUCUACGCCGCCAUAUUGGCUCCCAUGGUCUUCUUGCAGCAGUACCGGGACACCUGGUGUCUUUUGGAGAGGUUUCAUCGAGCAAUGCGUCUGUACCAGAUCUCUCAUCCUACAGAGAAACGGUCGUCUUUGAAACUGCUACAGUCCUUGAGAAGUAUCAAUUUAAAAAUUCGAUCGUUCAUUUACGAGGUAGCCGGAGGGGAAGCGGUCACCUCAACGUCAAUAGAUCCGGAGGAUGUGUACAACCAUGAAAAGAAGGAUGUUAAGUUCUUCAAAGAACUGAUUAAAAAUCUUGGCUGA
This is a messenger RNA of Amyelois transitella, 643 nucleotides long. RefSeq lists its product as uncharacterized. The transcript is spliced from 5 exons. The record is from RefSeq and is a predicted model, not a curated record. NCBI's taxonomy places the organism in Eukaryota, Metazoa, Arthropoda, Insecta, Lepidoptera, Pyralidae. Bases 38 to 643 code for a protein of 201 amino acids.